AAAAACCCUAGUCCCUCACCAUAACCGCGUCCCUCUGCGCCUCUCGCCUCUAGGUUUUCUGCAGCUGCUCUCUCCGGGAGAAUUCCACCAUGGUUGCCGCCAAGAAGACGAAGAAGACCCAUGAGAGCAUCAACAACAGGCUCGCUCUUGUCAUGAAGAGUGGGAAGUAUACUCUGGGUUACAAAACGGUCCUCAAAUCCCUUAGGAGCUCUAAAGGAAAACUGAUUAUCAUUGCCAACAAUUGUCCACCUCUGAGAAAGUCAGAAAUAGAGUACUAUGCCAUGUUGGCUAAAGUUGGAGUUCACCAUUACAAUGGAAACAACGUUGAUUUGGGCACCGCAUGCGGCAAAUAUUUCAGAGUGUGCUGCCUCAGCAUUAUCGAUCCUGGUGAUUCGGACAUUAUUAAGACGAUGCCUGGCGAGCAGUAAGUGAUUGUUGUUUUUGUUGGGUACGAGUACCGAAGUUGAGUGCUAGUCAAGGGUAGAAAUUUCGAAGUUUUAUGUACUAAUUUUGUUUACAUAUUGAAGUUUCGUUGUUCCAAUACUCUGCCAUAUAUCGGUAUCGAAGUGACUUUUUUUAGCAGGUUGAAUUUGUGGUUUCAGUUCCUCUUUUUUGGGAAA
Molecule: messenger RNA, 620 nt
Organism: Neltuma alba
Lineage: Eukaryota; Viridiplantae; Streptophyta; Magnoliopsida; Fabales; Fabaceae
Product: 60S ribosomal protein L30
Exons: 5
Coding region: 90-428 (112 amino acids)
Cellular component (GO): cytosolic large ribosomal subunit
Molecular function (GO): RNA binding; structural constituent of ribosome
Source: RefSeq, a predicted model, not a curated record